Molecule: messenger RNA, 672 nt
Organism: Protopolystoma xenopodis
Lineage: Eukaryota; Metazoa; Platyhelminthes; Monogenea; Polystomatidea; Polystomatidae
Source: the annotation of a GenBank genome assembly
GCCACUUUUACCCCGCCCUUAUUGAUCUCUCGCUUUUGGCUUGCUCCCCUCAUGCAGAGUGAACCAACUGGGGAUAUUGUUACUCCUUGGGAAGUUAAAGCAGGAUCUGAUACUGGAGUAGAUUACAAUAAGCUACUUGAUAAGUUCGGGUGCUCCGAAGUUGAUGACGCUCUUAUUAAUUUGCUGGAAAAUGCGAUAAAAGUACCUGCACACCAUUUGCUGCGCAGAAGAAUGUUCUUUUCUCACAGAGAAUUGGAUAAUAUAAUUGAACGCUAUAAACAUGAUAAACCCUUCUACCUGUAUACGGGAAGGGGACCUUCAUCCACAUCACUGCAUAUAGGCCAUCUGAUUCCCUUCAUAAUGACAAAAUGGAUACAGGAGGCCUUUGAUGUUCCUCUAGUCAUUCAGCUUACUGAUGAUGAAAAAUAUCUAUGGCAAAAUUUGACUCUUGAACAAUCCCUAGAAAUGGGACGUGAAAAUGCUAGAGACAUCGUUGCCGUUGGCUUUGAUCCUAAUAAAACAUUUAUAUUUAGCGACUUUCAAUAUAUGGGGCAGUGCCCCGAAUUUUACCAGAAUGUUGUUCGCGUCCAGAGGCUCGUUACUUUUAAUCAGAUACGCGGCAUUUUUGGUUUUAAUGAUUCUGAAAACAUAGGAAAACUAGCUUUUCCAGCU